UUCAACGAUUUUGACUUCUACUUCAUGAUUGCUUGGGUUGAUGAAGUAUUGCCUUACUGUGUAGUACUAUUUACAUAAUCACUGAUCUGAGGCCUAUACUUUAGAUCAGAAAAAGGUAGUAAAAUUAUUUAUCUAGCUGAAAAAGAUGAUGAGUGUUCAUUGGCUAUGGUCUUGGCUGCAGUUUGCUACUUCCUUCAAGAUUUGUUUUUGACGAAGAAGAGAAAAGGAUUGCCUCCAGGUCCAAAAGGGCUUCCGGUUAUAGGAAAUCUGCAUCUGUUAGGCAAGAAUCCUCACCAAGAUUUGGAGAAAUUGGCCAGAAAACAUGGCCCUAUAAUGUACAUGCGUUUUGGUUAUGUCCCAGCGAUCAUUGUCUCAUCUCCUGAAGCAGCUGAAAAGUUUCUCAAGACUAACGAUCAAGUUUUUGCCAGUAGACCUUAUCAUGAAGCAUCUUGGUACAUCGCGUAUGAGCAGAGAAACUUGACUUUCGGCCAAUAUGGUCCUUAUUGGCGAAACAUGCGUAAGCUUUGCGUUUUACAGCUGCUCAGUAGCCACAAGAUCAAUUCAUUUCUGCCAAUGAGAGGAGAAGAGGUGGGAAAAUUGGUCAAAUCACUAAAACUGGCUGCUUCAGACGGUGCUUCUGUGGAUCUUAGUGCAGCGAUUUCAUCCUUAGGUGCAAAUAUGAGUUGCUUGAUGAUAUUUGGAAAGAAGUAUAUGGACAAGGAUUUUGAUGAUCGGGGGUUUAGAGAGGUCAUUCAAGAAUCAUUGCGUGUUGCAGCGCUGCCUAACCUCGGUGAUUAUUUUCCCCUGCUUGGUGUGCUUGAUCUUCAGGGACUUACUCGUCGAUUCAAGGCUCUGGCUAAGGUGUUUGAUAACUUUUUUGAUAAAAUCAUUGAUGAGCAUCUUGAAUCCAAGGAGCACAAGCAAACCAAGGACUUCGUAGACAUCAUGAUGGGAAUUAUUCAAUCCGGAACAUCUGAAUUCGAUUUUGAUCGCCGUCAUGUCAAAGCUAUCUUGUUGGAUAUGCUUCUCGCCUCAAUGGACAGUUCUGCGACAGCAGUUGAAUGGGCCAUGUCAGAACUCCUCAGGCAUCCUGAGGCUAUGCAGAAACUCCAGAAAGAAUUGCAAGAAAAAGUCGGAUUCGAGAGGAUUGUGGAGGAAUCAGAUCUUGAAGGCCUAGAGUAUUUGGACAUGGUUGUAAAAGAAUCCAUGAGGCUUCAUCCUGUGGGACCACUAAUGCUUCCCCACGAGUCAAUGGAAGAUUGCAAGAUUGAUGACUUCCACAUUCAGAAAAAUACGCGAAUCAUCAUAAACGUGUAUGCAAUCGGCCGCGAUCCAAGUGUCUGGCCUGAUCCUGAGAUCUUCGUCCCUGAAAGAUUCAGGGAUAGUAACAUCGACCUUCGAGGACAAGAUUUCCGACUAAUACCAUUUGGUUCAGGCAGAAGAAGUUGCCCAGGUAUGCAGUUGGGGCUCACUGUUGUUCGUUUUCUGCUGGCACAAUUGGUGCAUUGUUUCAAUUGGGAACUUGCAGAUAACAUUAAGCCAAGUGACUUGGAUAUGUCUGAGGUUUUUGGUUUUGUAACUUCCAGAGCUACGCAUCUAAGGGUUAUUCCUACCUACCGAUUAGCUAAAUGAAUCAGGAUUAUCAAGUUUACUUUUUGCUUCUGGAAACGUUGACAGAGAUGUAUUACCAUAUACUGAAGUCGUACUUCCAUUGAUGAUUUGUCUGCACUCUAGCAUCUUGUUUGACAUAUUGCUACUUGCUGUCUAUCCAUUCUUAAAACAAAAAUUGUCAGUUCAUCAUUUU
Coffea arabica (coffee) is the source of this 1804-nucleotide messenger RNA. RefSeq names its product cytochrome P450 71AU50-like. The record is from RefSeq and is a predicted model, not a curated record. Lineage: Eukaryota; Viridiplantae; Streptophyta; Magnoliopsida; Gentianales; Rubiaceae. Gene Ontology annotation, molecular function: monooxygenase activity; oxidoreductase activity, acting on paired donors, with incorporation or reduction of molecular oxygen; heme binding.